Messenger RNA from Rotaria sordida, 213 nucleotides. The record is from the annotation of a GenBank genome assembly. Lineage: Eukaryota; Metazoa; Rotifera; Eurotatoria; Philodinida; Philodinidae.
AUGCGUUGUACUAAAUCAGUCUCAAUACCAGCUCCUGUUCAUUAUGCUCAUUUAGCAGCGUAUGCAUCACGAGCAAUCAAAUCUGGCGAAGAUCAUGAUACAGAAAGUCUUGAUGAAAAUAAUGAAGAACCUGAAAGUUACUCACUUGAUGAUAUUAAGACAAAAGUAAUGGUACUGGAUGAAAAAAUCGCCAAUGAUAUGUGGUUUAUAUAG